Messenger RNA from Lindgomyces ingoldianus, 2442 nucleotides. RefSeq lists its product as uncharacterized. NCBI's taxonomy places the organism in Eukaryota, Fungi, Ascomycota, Dothideomycetes, Pleosporales, Lindgomycetaceae. The transcript is spliced from 12 exons. The record is from RefSeq and is a predicted model, not a curated record. Bases 1 to 2442 code for a protein of 813 amino acids.
AUGCGGUAUGAAUCCACUCAGUGUAACGAGGUAGGCACAGUAACGAUUCUCAUGAAUCGUUCCAUCUCGGGUCACCCGGAACCUAUCCGAAGGCCCCGACUCUGCCCUGCCCCCUGCUGUUACCCCUAUUUCCCCAUGUAUUUAGUCAUUAAGUCCCCACGCACUCCCAUAUGUCUGAGUGGAUUCCUACCGCAUUCAGACCCAUUCACUGUUUCUGGGCUUCCUGAGAUGAAUGAUGGGUUUGGAUAUGAUCGGCUGACUUAUGAGAUAACUUCACUACGUUUCGCGAGUAGGUCCUGUAAUGAUAUUGAGCAUGCAGUGAUUAGGGCUGCGAAGGACAACCACCACCGAAAUUGCGAUCCGAACGCCAGCGAAAUCAAUCAUCUUGCUUUCCCAGUCCACCUUGUAGGACAACAGAGGUAUUCCGAUGAACAAAAUGUGGAGGAGAUUAUCGGGGAAAAAUCUGGACGUGUGAUACAGUGGCGAACCAGCGCCAAAUCGAACCCCGUUAGUCAGUCCUGUUUACUCAUCACUCCUAUUUGGACUAUGCAUACCUUUCUUUUAACCAUCAACCUCGCCGAACCAAGCCAGAUGAAUGCAAAGCUAUCCCGCGACCACCUCGCGCCUCGUUUCGCCGAACCAAACCAGCCACGUCUAGUGACAUCCAAGCAGACAAUUAUUUAUCAAGAUCUGCAUUCCCAUGCAAGGGUUUCUGCUCGAUAUGCGAGACCCAUGGCGCGCCAGUCCAUAACCCUCUCCGCCCAAUUUCCCAAACGCAAGCAAACGCCACCUGCCCAGAUCUUUCGUGCUACGUGGGCUGCUCUCCUUUCUCUUUUCCUUUCAUCUGGAUUUAUUUUCACGGUCGCUCUCACCACAGAUGGAAAACCGAAAACAGGAUUGUGGACGUCGAAUGCCUCCGUCUUCAUCGCGCUUGGCGCAACCAUCCUGAAAGGCUCCGUUGCGGCGCUUCUCGGUGUAGCUCUAUACCAGCAUUUGUGGCUGCGACUCAGCAACCACGAGGGCGAGGAAUAUGGCUUGAGCAUCAAAAAUAUCGAAUCACUACAUCUGGCAUCGCGCCUGUCUGUUGGGAUGUUGAGCCGGCCUUCAACCGCGCUGGCAUGGUUCACUGGCCUCGUGUGCUUCCUCGCAACGUCGGCGACAAUCCCUGCACUUCAGGCUGGAGUCGAGACCGGUAGUCGCAUUGAGAUUAUGCCUACGACGGUGAAGAUACAGCAUGCACAGUUGGAUCCCCGGAUGGCGGCCCGAUCGGGCGCUGUGCUGUACCCCCAGAAUGCCAUGCCGAAUAUCAAGCGCUCCGCAACGAUUGCUGUUUUUGGCGAAACCGGGAGUCAGCCUUACACGCAGCAGAACUUGACGGGGAAAGCGAGCUUUGGACCCAUUGAUUUUGUGGACGUGGAAUGCGCUAUUGUCGAGACACCUGGUGUGGUAAUAGCCACGAGAUCGGACCAAUGGUACUACAACUUCACGGCUCGAUUUGAGCAGCCUAUUCCCUUCGGCCCCAACUCCUUUUUAGAAUACAUUUUCGCCUCCCUUGCUUUCAACGCUACGAUGAACAACGGAACCCACUUCCUCUCACACGCUUGCUCACUCAGGCCUGCGCGGGGUGUCUGUAGAACAACAAUCUCUGGCGGGAACGGGAUCAUGAAGGACCUCCACUGCACGCGGCAGUCCUGGAUGGACCCUAUUCCCGCACAGAUCGAAGGCCCAGCGACAGGAUUUUACGGAAUCGCUGCCGCGUUCGUCGAUGUCUUCAAUGGCGAAGCCUGGACGACAUACCAGCAGGGGCGUCCGCAGCAAAACAGCACUUUUAUCGCUGCUACAGCACGCUUCACCAAUCGAACCACUUUUAUCCUCCCUAGCGAUCUCGUCAGCCACGUUCAGCGUACAAUUUGGCACGCGCCGCUGAAUGCUCGUCCGCUGAACAUACCUGCCGACGCCGUUGGAGGACCGUACGAUCUCAACUCUACCGUCGAUAUGAUUGUACAGGACGAGCGGCUUGUCUUUAUCACCCAAUUCGAUUACCGCAUUCUUGGGAUAGUAGUUGGUGUCUCCAUCCUCCUAGGUCUUGGUUCCCUUCUCUAUCUCGUCGCGGCGGAGAAUUCGACACUGGGGCGCUUGAUGCGUGAUUCCUUAGUCCAUUCGCUAACUAUUGGCGGCAUUAAUGGUCCAGGGAUACCAAAUUCGUGUAUGGCGGGACUGGAAACGGUUUUGGAUGUUGUGGGGGAGACGAGGAGGGUUUAUGGGGUUGUGACUCAGUCAACUACUAGCUCGCCUGGACAUUUAGCGAUGAGAAGUGACUUUGGGGCGCUGUCGUAUGAGGACUGGAGGUGUGAAUACGAGCCAGUGGAGAGUUUUUUUGGCGCGCUCAAGGAAAUAUCCGCGCAGACUAAAGAUCCAUCACUAAAUCUCAUCGUUAAUUGA